UAUAUAUAUAUAUGUAUGUAUGUAUAUAUAUAUAUCACAUACAUACAUAUAUAUAUAUAGGAUAGUUUUUCAAGACACCAUGAUUUUACUUUUGUAUUUAGUAACUGUGUUAUAAUGUCAGUUCCAAAUAAUUCUACAAUGCUUUGUGACUUUAAAACUACUGCCUCCAAACAGUCAAUGCUUCAAAGAAGAUUUAAGGAGCCAUUAAUGCUUAACAGAGCCACCGACAGCAAUUUCACCAGAAUGUAGCAUUUAAUCAUAACGAAAUAGCAGCCCUUGUAUGUUUGCAACAUACCUGGAAAUUGUUAACUGUAGCAAUUACGUCAUGUUAUAGUUAUGACCGUUUAAGUCCUACACAUGACAAUUACAAAAUUGUUAUAAAAUUAUAGAGGAUUGUGUUUGAGUAACAUUUUAGAUAUUAUCUUAAGGUAUUAUUGGUGUAUAAUGCUGUAAGUUUUCUUGUUGUUUCUGUUGUAGUGCAAUAUUCUUUUGUUUAUGAGCUUGUCAGAUUGUGUACUAUAGACUUGAAACUAUACUUUAGCUUUAAUGAGAACAUUUCUGCUCUUAUAUUAAAGACAUUGCUAUUGCAUACUCCCUAUAUGGACCCUAGAUGUAGGUAUCUUAAGAUAAACUACUUGUACAAAUUUAGUUACACUAUAUUUGUCAAAGAGUUUCUCAACAAUUUAGUGAGCAUGUUUUCUUAGGUUUAUAAUACUGAUUAAACACUGUAUAUUUUGUAUAUAACCUCUCGGGAUUGUUAUUGCAGGUGGUGUUAAGUUAAUGAUUUCCCAAAAUGUGACAAGUUUCUGUAUGUUUUUGCUUUCAUAUGACAUUGUCAAAGACGGGUCUACAACAUAGUUUCACUGUGUUACUCAAUUAUUAGAUGCACAUAAUGAUAAACAUUUCAAAUGGAUUUCUCAGAUGAACUUUGAACAUUUGGCACUCCCUCUUCACAUUGUAAAGUUAUGGUUAGGGAAAGAAGUCAGACAGGACACUGUCUGCAUUACAGAGCACAUGGCUGGAAAACAAGGGAUUUAAUCAGCAGAAUAAAUCGGAAAUAGGUCAGUUAGUGCAGAUGCUAUUUGCUACCACUGUCCAAGGAAAAUGUCAGGGGACUCCAAAUUAGGAUCCACUGAACAUUUAUUUAAAGUUUUGGUAAUUGGUGACAGUGAUGUUGGAAAAACCAGCUUUGUGAAGCGUUAUGUGAGAGAUCAGUUUUUCGAGGACUUGAAAACGACAAUUGGUGUGGAUUUCUCUAUGAAGGUCAUUGAGUGGGACAGUCAAACGCUAGUGAGAUUACAACUAUGGGAUAUAGGAGGUCAAGAGCGUGUAAGGGGAAUGAACCGAGUGUACUUCAAAGGAUCGAGUGGGGCAGUUGUCGUGUAUGACAUGACAAAUGGUUCAACAUUGGAAGGAGCUCUGAACUGGAAACGUGAACUCGAUUGUAAAGUAAUGUUGAAAAAUGGCCGUCCAAUCCCUGCAGUUCUGCUAGCCAAUAAGUGUGAUCAGAUUAAAUUAUGCCAACGGAAUGCUGCUGUUCUGGAGAAGCUCUGCCAAGAAAAGGGUUUUAUUGGAUGGUUUGAGACAUCAGCGAAGGAGAACUUCAAUGUGGAUAAAGCUGCUAAAUUCCUUGUGAAGCACAUUCUUCAAGUCAACCAGGAGUCAGAAAAUGAGGAAGUCCAGGAGAUCCAAAUAAAUCUGACACAGCAAUCAAAUACGAACUCUACUUGCUGUUAAUUUUUAAAAAGUGCUUUUAGUAUGAGUUAGCUAUUUAAUGUUACAUUUAAGUGUCACGUAAUUGUGUAAAUCUUUCCUCUAUUCAGUUCUGUAGAGUUUUUACAUUUUUGACUGAAUGACAAUGCUGAGUAUAUAAUAAAUACCGCUAAGGUGAUUUACCUCAUUUCCCUUGCUAAAAGUUCACAGGUCAUUGAAUACAUUAACAUGCAAAGAUGCUAACAGUGAUCCGCCAUACACACUUCUGCCUUAACCAUCAGCAAGAGAACAAAAAUACUGUCAAGAUGCCAAAUUCAUUAAGGUUCUUUCUACAGUAAGGGGAGUGCAGAAUGCAUAUGUAGCUUCAACCCCCUUAAAUGCAUAUGUGGGUCAAAAAAAUGAUCCAAGUGAAAUCUAGAUCCUUACUCUUUAUAAAACUGCUUAUUUUUCAAGGAAAAUGAACCCUAAUGAUAAUUAUAUUAAUAAUGUAAAUUAUUAAGAGAACAUUUAUAAAGUUAUGAAGAGAACAGUUGAUAUAUAUUUUAUUCAAUCCUGUAGUUUCAGACACAUCGAAAAUGGAGUAGGAGAUUUGAGUGACAGUGUGAAAAAGCCCGUAUAAUGGGCAAUUUAGGCAAUUGUUAUGUUUAGUAGCAAAACAUGAAAUGUCUCAACUCUAACCACGCUAACACAUACAUUUAAAUACACUGGAAUAGGAUUUUAAAAAAUUGACAUUUUUUUUAUUUUAUAAACUUGUUAAAAUGACAACCUCUACACUCGAUAUUGCCAAAUGACACUAUAUUUCUAUAUUACUCUGUAGCUAUUUAGUGGUGAGACAUACUGAAUAAAGAAAAGUUGCCGUUUCCAAUACACUAAGAAGUGGUCCAGGAGCUAUAACUAUUGAGUCCUUGCCGAAGAAGGCAUCUAACUUCAGGUUGCUCCAUAAGGACUGUCCCUGUUAUAAUGUUAAGCACUUUGGAUAAAAACAUCGGCUGAAUGACAACUUUCUAUACUUUAUACUACACAUGAAUAUGAAUGUAAACAUGGUAUUUAACAUAUAAUUAAUUACAUAACAAAUGGAAACUUAAAACAAUCAAUAGAUUACAAAAAUAAUAUAAGUGUUAAAUGCAGUGAAUACCAUUGGAAACACACAUGGGUCAAAUAGGACCCACAUGUGCAUUCUAGGGGUGGUGAUGCAAAUUCUUGAAAAAACAUUAAACUAAAUAAAUAAAAAGUGACUUCACAUGAUAGAAGACACCUUAACUGAGAAAUACCUGGGGCAGAUCUAAAGACCACUUCUUGUAAAAAUUAUGUCUUAAAAUCUAGGUGCUGGGUCAUUUUUGACCCACAUGUGUGUUCAAGAGUUGACGAAGCCUAGAUCAUAUACAUUAUAUAUAUAUAUACUGUAUAUUUAUACUUUUUAUAGUUUUGUUCAUGGAUUUACGAAUCAGGGUAUGUCCUGCAACUCUAUCAGAAAAGAACUGCGACCAGUUGAGAGCCACUGGCUUUUAUUUUUUCAAGUUUAACAUUCAAGUGUUGUUUUCUUUUGAAAAAUACAAUAAUAAUAAUAAUACUAAAAAUCUAAGUAGCUAGCCUGUGUUUGAGCAGUUUUCUCUUGGCGUCAGUGAGAAAGUGUUUAUGAAAAAUAAAUGUAACUUACUUUUUGCCUGCCAGAAUAAAAAAAACAACAUAAUAAACAUUCCAUCAGAAUUUAAAGUUUCUCUGUUACAAAAUUAAUUUGCCAACCAGCACAAAUGCAUAAUGCCGUCCCUGAGAGU
Myxocyprinus asiaticus (Chinese sucker) is the source of this 3488-nucleotide messenger RNA. Its product is annotated as ras-related protein Rab-32-like. Gene Ontology annotation, biological process: vesicle-mediated transport. NCBI's taxonomy places the organism in Eukaryota, Metazoa, Chordata, Actinopteri, Cypriniformes, Catostomidae. Gene Ontology annotation, cellular component: trans-Golgi network; vesicle; Golgi apparatus. The record is from RefSeq and is a predicted model, not a curated record. Gene Ontology annotation, molecular function: GTPase activity; GTP binding. Bases 1105 to 1737 code for a protein of 210 amino acids. The transcript is spliced from 3 exons.